GACGGAUACGGUACAUUCACAAUGCUGCUUGCACCUGUUUUAUUUUUGUUUGUCUCUUCCAUGAAGAUGGUCUCAGGGGCAGAUUGGUGCUACCAGUCCCAAGUUACGUGCAAUCACACCUGCACAGGUCCAGAGGAAUGGGGAGCGAUUUCACAGCACUGCAGCGGCAGAGUUCAGUCUCCAGUUAACAUCGUUACCAGGAAACUGAAACGAGAUGAACGCCUCACUCCUUUUGAAUUCACUGGCUAUCAAGAAACUUUUCACGGUCGGCUUAUAAACAAUGGUCACAGUGUUCAACUGGAUUUGCCCCCCAGUAUAAAGAUCAAAGACGCAAAUCUGACUGCAACAUACAAGGCCCUUCAACUUCACCUGCACUGGGGCAAAGAUGGAGGACCGGGGUCGGAACAUACAAUUGAUGGAGAACGACUUCCAGGGGAGAUGCAUAUUGUCCACAUAAAAGAAGAAUACGACUCUUUGGCCGAGGCUUCAAAAGACAGCAUGGGCGUGGCUGUUCUUGGAUUUUUCUUUCAGGAGUCCAAGUCUGCAAAUAAGAAAUAUGAUCCCCUUAUAAAUGCUCUCAAAAACAUCACAGAGCCCAACAACAGCACAGAACUGAGGGGCGUGUCCCUGGAAAUGCUCACUCUUCCUCAGAAGAAUAUGACCAAGUACUUUCGCUAUGAUGGUUCCCUCACUACACCUGACUGUGCUGAAGCUGUCGUCUGGACCCUGUUCGAAGACACUAUUCCUCUCAGCAUGAAGCAGCUGACUGCAUUCUCCCAGCUUCUGUUCUCUGAUCAAAAGCAGAUGGUCAAUACCUACAGACCAGUGCAACCCUUGAAUGGACGGCAGGUGUAUUACUCCGGAGGCCAUGUUGCUCUGGUUAGCACCGGGCUACUCAUCAUGUCAGUGCUGGUGUCCAAUGCACUCUCCCUGCACACCACAGGAUGA
Messenger RNA from Chelmon rostratus (copperband butterflyfish), 948 nucleotides. It is a transcript of the gene ca4b, whose product is annotated as carbonic anhydrase IV b. Gene Ontology annotation, molecular function: zinc ion binding; carbonate dehydratase activity. The record is from RefSeq and is a predicted model, not a curated record. The transcript has 8 exons. Gene Ontology annotation, cellular component: plasma membrane. NCBI's taxonomy places the organism in Eukaryota, Metazoa, Chordata, Actinopteri, Chaetodontiformes, Chaetodontidae. Bases 22 to 948 code for a protein of 308 amino acids.